UGAAUAUUGGAUAGCGCUAACCACUGCGUAUAUAGGUAAGACUAAUACUCACCAAUAACAAGGAAGUUAUAAUUUAAUGCGUAUUUCACGAAUACGAAUACAGAUUCUCAAAUUCUAUACAACUUUUACACAUGUCAAGGCACUUCUUGUAUACAUUAACUAAUGCCCGAUGUCGCACGUGGAUCUUUUUAUGUUGCUAAUUAAAACAUUCCUUUGGGGUUAGUGUGGUCAUGAGUGGUAAAAGUCUGGCCCAGUGGGAAAACCAUGGCAAGCCCAUCUUCUCAAGGGAGAAAAGAACCUAACAAAUCUAACAUUGCUGACUCUCAUGAGACAUGAGUUGGCCAACCAUGAGAGAGAGCAAGUGAAAACCAACCACCAAAACCCCACAAAUAAAGUUGAACUAAAAACUAGCAUUCCCUCUUAGAGGCUUCCACCAGUACUAGGAAAAUCUUCAUAAAGAAUAUAUAAAAGCAUCACCUAACAUGUGUAAACUUACACCACUGGGCAUGACUUAAAAUGCAAUCCACAGUACUCAAAUAUUGGCUAUAAAUCCUGUCACUCUGCUACUUCAAACAAAAUGAGAAGAAAAUCGGAAAAAAAAAAAAAAUGGCUAUUUUAAGGAUAGAACUCACAAUCUUGAUGAUUGUGGGGAUUGUGGCUUUGGCUUCAUCAGAAUCUCUUGUCACAUACAUCUUUGGUGACUCCUUGACUGAAGUGGGCAACAACAAUUACAUGCAGUACUCACUCGCAAAAUCGAAUUUUCCCUACUACGGUAUCGACUAUCCUGGCGGACAGCCCACCGGGAGGUUCACAAAUGGAAGGACAAUCGGCGAUAUAAUAUCUGCAAAACUUGGGAUUCCAUCACCACCGGCUUAUCUUUCCUUAGCACCAAAUGCGGAUGCAUUACUUAAAGGGGUCAAUUACGCUUCCGGUGGAGCAGGAAUUCUCAACGACACCGGGCUUUAUUUCAUUCAGAGGUUGUCCUUUGAUGAUCAAAUAAAGAAUUUUGAGAAGACAAGGGAAGCAAUCAAGAUGAAAUUGGGUGGAGACCAAGCUGCAGAAAAAUUCUGCAAUGAAGCCAUGUACUUCAUUGGAAUUGGUAGCAAUGACUAUGUCAACAACUACUUGCAGCCAUUUUUAGCAGACGCGCAGCAAUAUACCCAUGACGAGUUUGUGGGACUUUUAAUUUCAACCUUAGAGCAACAACUUGUGAGACUCCAUCAACUGGGAGCAAGAAAGAUGGUAUUCCACGGGCUUGGUCCCUUGGGCUGCAUCCCUUCCCAAAGGGUGAAAUCAAGGAAUGGGCAGUGCCUGAAUCAAGUGAACCAAUGGAUUCUGCAGUUCAAUUCCAAAGUCCAGAAUCUGAUGGCAUCCUUGAAUCGACACCUUCCCGAUGCACAACUAACAUUUGCAGACACUUACAAAUCAGUUCUGGAUUUGAUAAACAACCCUACCACCUACGGGUUUAAGAUCUCCAACACAUCCUGCUGCAAUGUUGACACGAGCGUUGGAGGGCUAUGCUUGCCUAACUCAAAGUUGUGCAAAAACCGGGCCGACUACGUUUUUUGGGAUGCGUUCCACCCUUCUGAUGCUGCGAAUGCAAUUCUUGCUGAAAAAUUCUUCUCCACCUUAUUUCCGAAUUCGAAUUCAUCGGCGCCCGCACCAGCACCCUCUCAUUGACCAAAGUCAGCAGCAAAAAAGAUAGAGCAUAAUUCUACUUUAGGCCUGUCAGUAGGACAGAUUUAAUCCAAUUCCAAACCGAAUCUAAUCUAAUUCAUUGACAAACCUACUUUGGAGUUUGGAGCCCUACAAAUUAAUAGCUUCCUAUAAGGAUAUGCUAUUUAGUAGUUUUAAAGACCAAAGGUUCUUCUAAGCUGCAACAAAGAGCUUACUUGGAAGUAUACUAUAGAUAGUCAGUAUAAAGCUUGAAAACAAUAAGAUUUGUAACUUUCAGAGGUGCACAACAUCCUAGUCAUGCAUCAACUUUACCGUCCGUCUGUGCACAACAGGUCCCCCC
Messenger RNA from Rhododendron vialii, 2017 nucleotides. Its product is annotated as GDSL esterase/lipase At5g37690-like. Lineage: Eukaryota; Viridiplantae; Streptophyta; Magnoliopsida; Ericales; Ericaceae. The record is from RefSeq and is a predicted model, not a curated record. Gene Ontology annotation, molecular function: hydrolase activity, acting on ester bonds. The transcript has 6 exons. Bases 607 to 1680 code for a protein of 357 amino acids.